Molecule: messenger RNA, 2695 nt
Organism: Punica granatum (pomegranate)
Lineage: Eukaryota; Viridiplantae; Streptophyta; Magnoliopsida; Myrtales; Lythraceae
Source: RefSeq, a predicted model, not a curated record
UAACAAGUCCAGGUGCAUUCCCCAAGAAUCCUCCUGUCACUGUCAUUAACAGUCAUUCCCAUCCCCCGCCCUCUCUCUCUCUCUCUCUCUCUCUCGACCUUUGUCCGAGAUUCUCCGUCGCCGUCGAUGUUGCUGUUCCGGUGUCGCCAUUGCCAUACCAUCGAUUCUCUCCGCUCGCGGUUCUCUCUGUUCCCAGCCCUGACCGUGCGCCCCGGAGCUGAUACUGUCUUCCUCGGGUUAGGGUUUUAACCGAUUUCCUCCCCCCUGCAGAUAUGGACCUCACACACUCUCCAUCGAACCUCUCCCUAGGGUUUCUGCCUACUCCGUCUUCGCCUCCUCAUCGGAGCCAAAUCUCCGACGGGUCGGCGUCUUUGCAGCUCGAACCCAGCCGAUCGGUCCAGGCAGCAACCGCUCUGCAGUUGCUGGAUGCCGAGAACGGGGAUGACAACGACGACGAUUCCGAUGUCGAGGAGUUCCGGAUUCUCGGGCACUGCAUUAAGCGGAAGAGAGAAACCGAGUCAACGUCGUCUUCGUCGAGUUCGCAUCCUCCGAAGAGGGUCUCAGCUGGGGGCGAGCCGGACAUGGAGGCGAGGAGGGCGGCUGUGCGGUCGUGGGGGAGCCAAUCUAUCGAGUCCGCUGACCCCGACCUUUUCGAGAUCAUGGAGAAGGAGAAGAACCGGCAGGUGAAAGGAAUUGAAUUGAUCGCUUCUGAGAAUUUCGUGUGUAAGGCUGUGAUGGAAGCUCUCGGCAGCCAUUUGACCAACAAGUACUCUGAAGGGAUGCCUGGUGCUCGUUACUAUGGUGGAAAUCAGUUCAUUGAUGAGAUUGAAACCCUGUGUCAGCAGCGUGCCUUGGCGGCGUUCGGUUUAGAUCCUGAGAACUGGGGCGUCAAUGUUCAGCCCUACUCAUGCACUUCCGCGAAUUUUGCUGUGUACACGGGGUUGUUGCUUCCUGGUGAUCGUAUAAUGGGAUUGGAUACUCUCUCUGGAGGGAACACGAGUCACGGGUACUAUACGCCCAAUGGGAGGAAAGUGUCUGGGGCUUCCAUUUUCUUCGAGAGCUUGCCUUAUAAAGUGAACUCACAGACAGGUUAUAUUGAUUAUGAUAAACUUGAAGAGAGGGCAUUGGAUUUUCGUCCAAAGAUUCUUAUUUGUGGAGGGAGUUCAUAUCCUCGUGAAUGGGAUUACGCGAGGUUCAGGCAGAUUGCAGAUAAGUGUGGUGCGGUUCUUUUGUGUGACAUGGCUCAAACUAGUGGCCUUAUUGCAGCUAAGGAGUGUGUGAGUCCCUUUGACUACUGUGACAUUGUUACCUCAACGACUCAUAAAAGUCUUCGUGGUCCCAGAGGUGGUAUAAUCUUUUACAGAAGGGGUGCCAAACCAAGGAAAAGAGGAAUCCUAUUGUCUCAAGGAAUUGAAAGUGAGCAGUAUGAGUUGGAGGAGAAGAUAAACUUUGCUGUUUUUCCAUCACUUCAAGGCGGUCCACACAAUAAUCAUAUUGCUGCUCUUGCCAUAGCCUUAAAACAAGUGGCUACGCCAGAAUACAAGGAAUACAUGCAUCAAGUGAAGAUUAAUGCCCAGGCAUUAGCUUGCGCUUUGCUUAGAAGAAAAUGCAGGCUAAUAACUAAUGGCACAGACAACCAUUUGUUGCUUUGGGAUUUAAGACCUUUGGGAUUAUCUGGUAAGAAUUAUGAGAAGGUCUGCGAGAUGUGUCAUAUAACUCUCAAUAAAAUUGUCAUAUCUGGUGACAAUGGUACUAUAACCCCUGGAGGUGUCAGAAUUGGGACACCUGCUAUGACAACUAGAGGGUGUCUUGAGGGUGAUUUUGAGACAAUUGCCGACUUUCUCCUCAGAGCAGCACAAAUUGCUAGUGCGAUUCAGAGGGAGCACGGGAAGUUACAAAAGACUUUCUUGAAGGGUCUUCAGAGCAAUAAUAAGGAGAUAGUGGAUCUCCGUAAUCGCGUGGAAGCUUUUGCCGGUCAGUUUGCUAUGCCAGGUUUCGAUAUCUGAAUGGUUAACAUCCUGAAUCAGCAAAAUCUAACUGCUUGUCAGAGGGUUGCUCUUGCACAGACUGAUCUGACAGGAUAUGAUUCUGCAUGAGUGUCCAUAUAAACGCAGUGCGUGAUGGGAGGAGCUUACUUAUUCUGUGGGCAACUGUCCCUUUUGCUACAAAUCAUUUCUAGAUGUUAUCAGGUGUUGUCUGCUCGGUAGCAGAAGCAACUGCCUUGAAGGAUUUAGGUCAGGUGCGUGACUGUGGCUCAUGCCUGAAUUCCGAUUCUACUGCUUUGAAGCAUUUUUCUUGAUAUUCUGAUUGGGGGGAACCCUCUGUUUUGGGAGAGCCACAGGAUGCCUCGCCUUUCAGUGGAUCACAGGUUGUUGCCUACGUGGGGUUUCAUUAUUGGGUCAAUGUCUUUUGUUCGCUACUUGAUUGUUCAAAAUUUUUGUGCCGAUUGAUAAUUGUGAAACACCGAGGUCGUCCUAUUGUGUGUAUAAUGAUAAUUUUCUGUAGUUGAUCGAUAAUUAAUGUUAAUGUUCUGCAUAGUCGUCAUAAACAAGCAAGAUAUAUAUAUAUAUAUAUAUAUAUAUACACACACACAGCCCUUGUAAACUUGAAAUUUUGUUUAGCUGUAAUAUCAGUUCUCUUCUUUCUCAUGAUGUAAUCUAGAUGGGACAUGUUAAUAGCAAGAUGAGGUUUAUUA